AUGCGCGACCGCACCCUCUUCAACGAGCGGCUAGCUGAAGGGCUACCGGCUACUGCUUCGGAUGGCAGCAGCAACAAUCGACAGUUCACAGUCUUCCCCGCGUUGCCCGUCGAGCUCAGGCUGAAGAUAUGGCAGAUUUCCAUCCGGGAGCUCCAACAUCGCAUCAUUUAUGUCAAGCUGAGGCCAGGGCGUGAACCGUCGGUGAUGAUGACGAUCCCGCCUGGCGAGGCCCCAGAAGGCACCCACGGUUCCGCCGCAGACAUUGCCAACGGCAGCGAUAACGACCAUGUCAUAGAGGACGCCCAUCAGAGAUUCGACGCUGGGCUCGAAUCCAUUGAGCGCCGUCGACGGCUGGCGUGGUCGGCCGUCUUCCCCACCAUCCUUCGGGUCAAUCGCGAAUCCCGGAGCGCUUACUUUUCCGUCUUCCGAAUCCCUAUGCCUUUCGGGGCCGGCGGCGACGACGCUCGGAAGCUUGUCGUUAACCUGAGCCCAGACCGCGACAUUCUGGACGUGGGCAUUUCCGUUCCAGACCCGGAUAUUGCCGACCCGGAUAACCCGCGGGUCAGGGCACGCCUCUUCGUUGGCUUCCUCUGCUCCCUUCGCGCGAGGGAUCCCAGAAAAGAGGGCAUCAGACGCCUUUCACUAGGCGCGCAGGUGUUUAGCACCCAGACCGACGAUACAUGCAUCACAGUGGACGACCUUCUGGACCAUAUAUCCCCCUCCGUCGCCGACGAGAGCUGGGAGAGGGGAGCUACCGUCUUUGCCCAGGUCAUCGAGAAUCUGGUGUCGUUCUUCCGCGUCGCCAAUCUCGGUCACAUUGGACGUUGCAACCCCGGACCCCCGAUCUUUCCCAACUCCAAGGCCCAUUUUGCUCUGUCCGUCCCGUUGGCGCCGGGCCGGCGGCACAACAACCUCGUAGCGUGCACUGCAUGCGUCAGCCACAGGUACCUCCCGUCCACCCCCGACGUCGCCACCUUCACCUGGCUCGACAACGAUCCACGCCCCCAUGUCGCCGUGGACACGCAGCAGCUGCCCUCGAACGAGUGCCCGCACCAGGUGUUUCGGGCCUGGACGGAGUUGGAAGAGCGCUUCGGCGUUAAGCGGGCAAGCUCCUCGUUCGACCUCUACCUCGCUGCCGCCGAGGACCACAACAACUCCUUCGAUAACGAAUCGGCACGGCGUCACCUCAAGAAUGAGUGGGGGUCGUGGCAGCAGUGGUCCGAUACCCUUCAGGAAGAGUACGGCCAAUGGGUGACCGAGAUGGGAGAUCUCAUGAGCGAGGAGCAGGAAGUGGCUGUCAAGGACGAAGCCCAGCCGGCUGUUGGGUUGUGGCUUUGGCCAAGCGAAGCGCUCAGCAGGUUGAGUGCAGAAAAUCCGUGCGGUGAGCACGAUGCCGGCGAGUUGGCAGUGCACGAUCUGUCCGGAUCCACUCCGGGGCUUCUGGUGGCGCAUCUGGCAUGA
This is a messenger RNA of Gaeumannomyces tritici R3-111a-1, 1461 nucleotides long. RefSeq lists its product as hypothetical. The transcript has a single exon. Bases 1 to 1461 code for a protein of 486 amino acids. NCBI's taxonomy places the organism in Eukaryota, Fungi, Ascomycota, Sordariomycetes, Magnaporthales, Magnaporthaceae. The record is from RefSeq and is a predicted model, not a curated record.